AUUCGAACAGGCAUAUGAUAUUUUUGCAUAUGAUGUUUUUGCACGGCUAAUAACUCAAUUGAUUUAACAUCUCAGAAUCCUGAAAAGUAAAUCAUUUGUUUUUUUGUUAGUCAAAUAUUUCUUUUAUUGUUUUCUUUUUUUAUAGUGACUUUUUGGUCUUACCUUUUUUGAGGUUUUAGGAUUUGAUUCCUUUCUAUUGAUUUUUUAUUUUCUUUCUGAGAAUGACAUGUUUUUUAUAUUCCUUUUAGAAAGGUACAUGACAAUUGUGAAGAGUCUAAGACGAAACCAAAAAUAAAUCACAAUCAAUGGCCCAUAAUAUGAACAUGAUUAUGAUAUUUUCUUUUUUGUACACUUAAACAUUAGACAUUAUUUGUCUUCCUUCUAGAUAUACUUUUUCAUCAAAUUAUUGUAAUUGACUUAAUUAUAUUUAAUGUUGUUGUCUCUCUUUUUCAAACUUCAAGACUUUGUGGUUUUCAAAGUCCCAUUCUUCAUGUCUUGUUAGAGUUACCAAAUUGCUAGAUGGCCGUGUUACUUAGAAAAUUCCAUGGUUCUUGUUUGGUAGUGAUUGAGAAUUAUGUAACUUUGACAAGUAUAAGGAUACGUUUCACACAUUAAUUUGUUAAGUUUUCAAUUUCAGCUUGAGAACAUUGACUCCAACAUAAAAUCAUUCAUGUUAUAUAAUCCAAUAGCUUCACAAUACAGCAUUACAGAUUGAACCAGAUUGAGCCAGUGACCAUUCAAAUCUUCUCUUCAGCAUUGUUUUGUUGAACCGACACCGAUUAAGUCACACCUUCGACCGGAUGGACGAGGUGGUCCACGAGUUUCGAGUCGGUCUCUCUAGUUGAGCUUGAAGGUCACUGUUGAUGUCUCCAAUGGAUUCUCCAACUCAUAAAGAUACCGAAAGAAACCAGAUAUCGCCUUUAGACGAUGAAGCAUCACCAAAUGCAUACAAAGUUGCAAUUCCUCCAAAACAGAACUUGUUCAAAGAAUUUCAAUACACAGUUAAAGAGACAUUCUUUGCUGAUGAUCCUCUAAGAUCCUUCAAAGACCAAACAAAGUCAAAAAAGUUUAUCCUUUGUAUUGAGGCCAUUUUUCCAAUAAUUAAUUGGGGGAGAGGCUAUAAUCUUAAGAAGUUUAGAGGAGAUAUAAUUGCUGGUCUCACUAUUGCAAGUCUUUGCAUACCUCAGGAUAUUGGAUACUCGAAGCUUGCGCAUUUGGCUCCGCAGUAUGGACUGUACUCGAGCUUUGUUCCGCCCCUGAUUUAUGCAUUCAUGGGGAGUUCUCGCGAUAUAGCAAUAGGACCGGUGGCUGUGGUUUCUCUCUUGAUGGGGACUUUACUUAGUAACGAGAUUGAUCCGGUUACUCAUAAAGAAGAAUAUCAAAGACUUGCUUUUACAGCCACAUUUUUUGCUGGGAUUACACAAGCAACUCUUGGGAUUUUCAGGUUAGGAUUCUUGAUUGAUUUCCUAUCCCAUGCUGCUAUUGUUGGUUUUAUGGGAGGUGCUGCCAUCACAAUUGGCCUUCAACAGCUAAAGGGUUUCCUUGGCAUUAAAAGCAAAAUGUUCACAACAAAAACCGAUAUCGUCUCCGUGCUGCAUUCAGUGUUCGCAUCAGCCAAACAUGGAUGGAACUGGCACACUAUAUUAAUCGGAGCUAGCUUUUUGUGUUUUCUUCUCGUCGCCAAGUACAUCGGGAAGAAGAACAAUAAGUUCUUCUGGGUUCCAGCAAUUGCUCCAUUGAUAUCCGUCGUGUUGUCCACUUUUUUCGUAUUCAUAACACGCGCAGAUAAACAAGGCGUAGAAAUUGUAAAUCAUAUAGAGAAAGGGAUCAAUCCUUCAUCUGUUCAUGAUAUUUAUUUUAGCGGCGAAUACCUUGGGAAAGGUUUUAAAAUCGGUGUCACGGCAGGCAUGAUAGCACUGACAGAAGCCAUAGCUAUUGGAAGAACUUUUGCAUCAAUGAAGGACUAUCAACUCGAUGGAAACAGAGAAAUGGUUGCAUUAGGAACAAUGAACGUUGUUGGUUCGAUGACUUCAUGUUAUGUGGCAACCGGUUCUUUCUCUCGGUCGGCGGUAAAUUACAUGGCUGGCUGUCAAACUGCGGUAUCUAAUAUCGUGAUGUCCGUGGUUGUUUUUCUAACUCUGCAAUUCCUAACUCCUCUUUUUAAGUACACUCCAAAUGCAAUUCUUGCUGCCAUCAUCAUUUCUGCUGUCAUCAGCCUUGUGGACUAUCAGGCAGCAAUUUUGAUUUGGAAGAUCGAUAAAUUCGAUUUCAUUGCUUGCAUGGGAGCAUUCUUCGGAGUUGUUUUCAUCUCGGUUGAGAUAGGACUUCUAAUUGCUGUUUCUAUUUCUUUUGCGAAAAUCCUAUUACAAGUAACAAGGCCAAGAACUGCUAUUUUGGGGAAGAUUCCUCGGACAACUGUGUAUAGAAACAUCGAACAAUAUCCAGAAGCUAGUAAGAUUCCAGGUGUAAUGAUUGUAAGAGUUGAUUCUGCAAUAUAUUUUUCCAACUCCAACUAUGUUAAAGAAAGGAUAUUAAGAUGGUUAACGGAUGAAGAAGCCGUGAAAGGAGACUACCACACAAGAAUUCAGUUUUUGAUAGUUGAAAUGUCACCUGUUACUGAUAUUGAUACAAGUGGCAUCCAAGCCUUUGAAGAGUUACAUAGAAGUCUUGAAAAAAGAAGUGUUCAACUUGUUCUGGCAAAUCCUGGUUCAGCUGUGACAGACAAACUUUACACAUCCAAUUUUGCUAACAUAAUUGGGCAGGACAAGAUUUUCCUCACUGUUGCAGAAGCUGUUGCAUAUUGUUCUCCAAAGCUGGAUGUGAACCCCUGAAAAAUUCAUUGAGAAAAUUGUGCUAUGUGAGAAUGAAAUGGAUUUCAGCUUAGUAGAUGGUAGAAAAGUCAAAAGAUAGAGAUACAAAAGAUGAGAUAUGAUAUGAUAUGAUAUCACUAACUAAAGUUAGUAAAAAGGGGACUAUAUAGGAUAUAUCCGAUACUGAAAAACAGUGCUACAAGGAUCCUUAUCCUAAAGUAGGGAAAUUAAAUAAUUGAAACAUAAAAGCUGCAUGAGUUGUGCACUCACAAUAAUCAUUAACUAGUCUCCUAGUUUUGUCUUUGUGAUACAUAUGUAUUAUCCAUAGAAAGCUAACAUGGGUAUGUAACUAUGUAUCUUUGUAUGUAUAGUAUGAAGAGUAGUCUCAUUUUCAUAAGAGGUGUUCAUCUAUACCUCUCAUUUUGUAUGAUGUAUGAUGCAACAAAGUUAAUUUUUUUUUUCA
Molecule: messenger RNA, 3273 nt
Organism: Lathyrus oleraceus (garden pea)
Lineage: Eukaryota; Viridiplantae; Streptophyta; Magnoliopsida; Fabales; Fabaceae
Product: sulfate transporter 1.3
Exons: 15
Coding region: 864-2831 (655 amino acids)
Biological process (GO): sulfate transmembrane transport
Cellular component (GO): membrane
Molecular function (GO): secondary active sulfate transmembrane transporter activity
Source: RefSeq, a predicted model, not a curated record